Molecule: messenger RNA, 1314 nt
Organism: Danaus chrysippus (African queen)
Lineage: Eukaryota; Metazoa; Arthropoda; Insecta; Lepidoptera; Nymphalidae
Source: the annotation of a GenBank genome assembly
AUGAAUUUCCUUAGUGAUAUAUAUCAAAAAAGUUUACAUGAAAACGAAAAAAAUAUAAAAUUCUGGGAAGAAUAUUUACAAAAUCUAAACUCUCUCAACUUCGAAAUCUAUUCUGAUAAGUUAUCAGUGCCAAUAUUAGUACCUAUUGGAAAUAGAAUACUAUUUAGAGGAGCAUUAAAACACACUAACGAAGUUACCGUAGCUUUAGGCGCGGAUUAUUUUGCUAAAUGUUCUAUAAAACAGGCUGAGGUACUGAGGCAGCACAGAAUUAAAGAUGCAAAAUCAAAACUUGAAGAAUAUAACAAAGAGAAAGAAUAUCUUGAAAAUCAAUUAUCUUUUGGAAAACAAAAUGUGUAUGGUAAUACUGGUCAAGAUAUUAUUGAGGUUUGUACCGAAGAAGAAGAUAAAGCUUGGAGGGAACAACACAGGGAGAGACUGAAACAAUAUCAUCGGAGUGACGAUAAGAAGAAAGAAAAUAUACAUAAAGAUGUCUCCGAUGAAGAACUGUGGAUGAGGCUGGAGGAGUUGGAACUACAGGAGGAAAUGCAAAAUGAAAUGCAACACUUAGAUACCAUAGAAGAAACCAAUAAUUAUGAAUCAGAAUUUGAUUCUUGUGUCAUCAAAGAAUCUGAUGUUAAAGACGCCACAGCUGAAAGUACAGAAUUAGGAGCGAGAAUAACUCAUAAUGUACCAAAACAAACUUCGAAAACAGAUUUGUUACAGCAAGUUCUUGAUAGACAGGAAAUGCUUUCAACUGAACUGACUGAACUCAAGAAUAGGGAACGGCCGGAAACUACUACCCAGAGUGAGUUACUGUCGAGAUUAGACGAAAUUGAGAUGCUGGAUGACCUUGAGGAUGAAAUAGAUAGAAUAGAUGAUAUAUUAGAAACUGCGGAAGAUGAAGACUCCAUAAGAAGUGACACAUCCAAAUCAAGUAAAAGUGUGGCCUUCGCUGACGAAGACGAUGGAGAGACAUUGGAAUUAACGUUCACACAUACAGAUGUGGAACCAGAUACAACACCGUACAAUCCAGAAAAUGGCAUCGUAAAACCGAGGGAUGUCUAUGCAGCUUAUGCAAACCUAUUCAAUAAUGGAACUACAUCAAUAUUACGAAAAUCUAAAUAUAUAGAUAAACCAGUUAAUAUUACAAAAGAAGAAACAACACAAGCAGUGAAAAAGAAUGGUAUAACAGAUACAGACAGACAAGAAAUUGUUGUGAAGGAUGUUAUUGAGAAAUCAGAUUCACAAGAAAAUGUAACAGCCAGUGCGAGGCCGACCAGCCUCUUCAAACAGAAGAGACAACAAAAGACAUAA